Molecule: messenger RNA, 585 nt
Organism: Moneuplotes crassus
Lineage: Eukaryota; Ciliophora; Spirotrichea; Euplotida; Euplotidae
Source: the annotation of a GenBank genome assembly
AUGACAUUUGGUAAAAAGACCUUCCUAGCCUGGCUCUUAGUGGUGCUUGUGCUAAUAGCUAUUGUGACAGAUGUUGAGUGUAAAAAGAAAUCCAAGAAGAGGAAGAAAAAGGGAGGAAAAAAAAGAGGAAAAGAAUUUUACCCAAGACCAUCAUCUGUCACAGAUCAUCAGUAUUGUGCUGCAUGCAGAGCACUUGUCAAAGAAGGAGUUAAAGAGCUAAAGCAUAGAAAAGAUGCUGCUGAUGUUUAUAGUUUCACUUCGACAAUGUGUAACCAAGAAAGAUACUAUAUUUAUGAUUACCCUCCUCCAGAAAUGUUCGAGAGUUGCAUUGCUUUUAUAUCAAAUUGGGAAGAAGAAAUCGAGCAAGCUUUCAUGAAAAGAGAUACUAAUGAAGAAAUGGAGCAAAAGCUUUGAUACGAAAUUACAAAAGCAUGUAAAAUUGAAGAUAAGGAGAAAGAAGGAGAAGCUCCCAACGUUCCUCCCCAAAUAGAAAUCAAUGGCCAGCCUCAGAUGGUAAAUCCAGAUGGGACUUUAGAGGUACAGACAGAAGAUCUUUAGAAGAAAAUUAUUGAAAAUUCAAUAAUA